GUUGGACUUACAGCUGUAACAAUGAUCGACAUCUCUUAGCGAACCUCGGGAGAAAAGACGAAAAAGUACUCCGACAAACAGGGACCUCAUUCAUUGGAAAGUGGCCAACGUCAGCAAGUCAGUCGCCGAGGAGGCGCAAAGAUGGUGCUCCGAAAAGUUCUCCUCCUGGGAAUCGUCCUUCUAGGGUUUGGCAAAAUCCAGGCAUCCACUGAGCAAUGUUCGAUCCUCGUGAACGGGGGACUGCCCGACCCCCAGCCCCUGAUCCUGAAACAAGGGCACGAAAAGGGGUUCGUCUACCCUAACGAAGUGGAAACGAAAAACAUCGUCUUGUCGAAAGGCGAAUCCUUUCGUCUGGCCUGUCCAGGGAGCAAAUUGGAGAUCCAAUCCCCAGAGUUCGUCGACGACGCGAUCGCGACCUGCGUCGGUGGGACGUCCUUCUCCAUAGGUCGACAAAGCGUCGUCGAAAAUUUCCGCGACAUCCGGUGCUCCAGUUACCCCAAAGUGGUGGCCCUCGGUACGAGCAAGACCUGUCCGAACGGAAAAGAGGGUGAAAUCGGAUUUUCCCUGAGCACAGGCGAGUUUUACAGGGUGAUCGACAUCUGCCACAACGCGACUUUGGCACACACUACCUUUGCUCACGCAAAAAUCCCAGCAGUGAUAGACGCCGCUCAAACGGGCUUCCCCAGGAUCUCGUUCCGCAAGGGUCCUUUCUACCGAGGAUUGUCAAUGGACUCGGCCUACAGCAGGGGAAAUCAACGUUCCACCCUGGCGAGGAUCCUGAAGAGCGAGGCCCUAGCCGAGAAGUACAUCCCUCGGACUGGGGAAACUUUUUUGACGAGGGGUCACCUGGUCGCCAAGGGGGACUUCAUCUAUGGCACCCAGCAGAGGGCCACCUUCUUCUACGCCAACACCGUGCCCACGUGGAACACCGUCAACUCCGGGAACUGGAUGAUCAUGGAGGCCGACGUGAAGACCUACGCAAUUCGGAAUAAAGUGGAUUUAGACGUGUACGUAGGCAGCCACGGGAUCCUAACUCUGCCGAACGCGACAGGCCAGAAGCAAGAAUUGCACCUUCACGUUACCGACAGGAUCACCGGGGUACCGAUCCCCAGGACCUUGUUCAAGGUGGUGUACGACUCGGCCAGGAAGAGAGGAGUCGUUUUCCUCACCGCGAACAACCCUUUCUUGCAGUCGGUACCGAGGGAGUACGUCAUCUGCAAGGACGUUUGCGAUGAAAUCAAGUACAUAUCCUGGAAAGCGACGAAGCUCGAAAGCGGAUUCUCUUAUUGCUGCGAAAUCGACGACUUCAGGCACGCUUUCCCUGGCUUGCCUGGGUUCGAAACCGUGGGAUUGCUUGUAUAAAUAAAACGUGAACGAUCGCCUGAACUUUGAACGUCAUCCGCUCGCUCGGUGAAACUCGGAGCCCGAAAUCACGGGCGCGAGACAAUUGGCUGUAACGAAUUCGCAUUAUGCGAGCAUGUUUAACAUGUAAAUGAGUCAUUGUCCAUGCCUGAGAGAAACUAUUAAAGAAUUCAUACUAAAAGAAGAGGUCACCGAUUCGUUAAUGAGCGCCUGCUGGAGACCAAGAGUGACCUGCAGGUGAAGCAACAAAGGCAGAUUCUGCCGUCUCCUAAACUCGACAGUAAAAUGACUAAGUCCAUUGUAGUAAUAGAAUUCCGUAGCGACAUUAAGAGCGUCCCUGACUUUUAGAAAUUACGAGGACACGUGCCACAUUUUUACCGAAUACCGGACAUUACACUCCGAACCGGUACGCGUGUCCAAUUAGAUGCAAGCAAACAAUGGCUCGUGCUACAAUUGUUUGACAAAAUUGGCCGUCGCCCACGACCAGUAAAUAUAAUAUCCCAGAUGAAAUUCUCUGAGUGCAUUAUACCGAUGAUUGAAACCAAUUAUAUUCCGGGAUAUUUCGAGUGGAUCCGAGGUGCCAAGAGUCGAGUCGAUGAGCCAUAAAGAUCCCCUUAUUUGGUUUUAAUGGCUUCCUGGGGCGCUCUUGGGACACGUGGAGAAAUAAACAGCCCAUUUGGUCCCGCUCGGCCGAGAGCAAAAAAAAUAAGCCAAAAUGAAGAAACGACCGCUACCCUUUACAUGUACUUACAUUUUAUUUCUGUACAGUUUUUAACACGCGGUACUGUGCUGGACUUGAUCCAUGGUUGUAUAAUUUUGAGACUGUACAACUAUAAACAGCGAUUGAUGGUC
Messenger RNA from Orussus abietinus, 2214 nucleotides. RefSeq lists its product as uncharacterized. Gene Ontology annotation, biological process: apoptotic DNA fragmentation. The transcript is spliced from 2 exons. Lineage: Eukaryota; Metazoa; Arthropoda; Insecta; Hymenoptera; Orussidae. Bases 142 to 1362 code for a protein of 406 amino acids. Gene Ontology annotation, cellular component: mitochondrial inner membrane; nucleus. The record is from RefSeq and is a predicted model, not a curated record. Gene Ontology annotation, molecular function: single-stranded DNA endonuclease activity; nucleic acid binding; metal ion binding.